AUGGAGGCAACACAAGAAUCCACACAACCCUGUGCCGACCCCCGGCGAAUGGGUUUGAAUAAUUCUGGCUUGCACGAUCAGGACCUAGCCGACAUCAUCUGUAUCCUCCACCCUAACUCCCACUCUGCCCACGAUGCUGUCGCAGCUACUGCAGCGACAGGCACUCAGCAUAUCUUACAACAAGGCGCCUUAGACUUCGAAAGCUCCGAAACUGCGGCGCUGGAUGUCGCACUCCGAUUAUCGUCAAACGUAUUCGACCUCGCAGUGGGGUUUUGCUUUGGUCGAAAUCGCGCUCGUUGCGAUGUUCUUUUGGCAGCUAAUGACAAUGCGAAAAGAGUCUCUAACUGUCAUUUUCGCAUUUACUUAACUGGAGAUGGCAUCGUCAUGCUGCAAGAUACGUCCACCAACGGCACUAUCGUAGACAACUGUCGUUUGCGAAAGGGCUCAAAAGACAACAGUCGCAUGCUUGUCAAUGGGUCAGUUGUUCAGGUGGUAUCGGGAGACAAUACCUCAGAUGAGGUUCGAUUUGUCGUCCGGAUUCCUUCGCGAGAGAACUUCGCUGUGAAAUACACCCAGAAUGUGCUUCAGUAUUUUGAACGCGCACAGCAGGUCAUAGCUGGGACUGCACAUCAAAAGGGCCGAAAGGCCCCAGCCCAGACCGUUCUGCCCUGGUCGGUUGGAAAUGCCUUUGGCAUGCAUUGGAGCGGCAGUCCAAUGUACAAUGUGACCGGCCAGGUCGGUAAGGGUGCCUUCGCCACGGUGUACAAACUCGCCACGAAGCAGCAUGGAACGAUAUAUGCUGCCAAGGAGUUGGACAAGCGUCGGUUCAUGAAGAACGGCAUUCUUGAUCAAAAGGUGGACAACGAGAUGAAGAUCAUGAGAGAUCUCAAGCAUCCCAACAUCGUUCAGUACGUCGAUCACCACGAGCAUGACCGAUGGAUCUACAUUAUCAUGGAGUAUGUGCCUGGGGGUGAGUUGUCAACGUACCUCCAAAGUCCCGGCAGAAUCCCAGAGGACUCGGUACAAACGAUCGCCCGACAAAUUCUCCGCGCUCUAAACUAUCUCCAUAAACGCCGGAUCACACAUCGAGAUAUCAAGCCCGACAAUAUCUUGAUCGCAUCUGUGGACCCCCUCCGAGUCAAACUGUCUGACUUUGGACUAUCAAAAGCGACGCAAGAGGAGACCUUUCUGAAAACAUUUUGUGGAACUCUUUUGUACUGCGCCCCGGAAGUUUAUCCAGAUUAUGACACAUAUAGACUGGGUGAAGCUAGGAAGAGACGUCGAGUAGGAGACCCACCGCCAAAAACUUCUCCAUACAGCCAGUCAGUCGAUAUGUGGUCACUUGGUGCAGUGCUUUACCACGUUUUGUGCGGAGUGCCGCCAUAUUCUGGCCGUGCCGAGGACCGAGGUGUCGCGAUGUUGCGUAGCAUUAUGACUACGGAAGCGGAUUUCAAUGUCUUGCGUCAAGUUGGCGUAUCUGAAAAUGGAAUCGAUUUUGUCUCCAAGCUGUUGAACCGUGAUCCUUUCGCGCGUCUUUCAGAAAGAGAAUGUUUCCAACAUCCAUGGAUUGUCGAUGUGCCAGAUGUGGACGAAUAUGAAGAUGAUGAUGACGUUCUGGCUGACCGUGGUGACGGUCUGUCAGUUAUUGGGGAAGAGGCUGAGGGUGAACUUGACGCCUCUCAGUUGUCUCUUCAUGACAAUGAGUAUUACAUCCAUGGUGGCGCAGGCGAUGAGUCAAGCAGCAACGAAGCACUUGCCAAAAGGCCACGAAUUCAAUACGUUCCUUCAGAUAUUCGUUAUCCAUCGCUUCCAAAAAUCGAAAGUUUUCAGGACAGUCAGGUUGCAGCCGAUCAUCAAGCAAGACGUUUAUUUGGGGAGGUCACUUCAUCUGCCCUGCGAAGCUCACAUGCACUUGGAAACACAGGCGCUUGGGACCGUGACUCCGAUGUUGAGAACUUUGCUUCCUCUGGUGAGUCGAUGAGCGAUGAACGCAGCGUCUAUUCGGUCAUAUCCCUCCCGGAAAAUCCUUGUGGCGGUACAGCACCCAGCCUGAUGGGAGCGGAAAACCUUGUUGGACGACUGAAUAUGAAUUCCUCACAUCCUAUCCUUCAUCCUGAGGUCUGCCCGAUUAACGAGUUUUCGAUUCGACAGACCAACCUUAAACAACCCUUGAAUAUGACAAGUUUAGACAGCCCCCCUGCUGAAGAAAAUAUUGAGCCUCAUUCCAACGCUCAUGAUGUCACCCCCAAGGCACCCAACAGAAAAGCAUCUCGUCGCGUGGAGCUCGAUUUACCUGAGACAGCCAGCGAACAGUCCAGUGAUGCAAGUCCCCAACUCAGCCGUCAAAGUUCCUAUCGCGCUUCUGAUCGAACCUCAGAAGCACAGGUUGACAUUGAGCUCUUAACGACCCUUGAUGCCCAGACUGGACAGGCCAUUCUCAACCAACAUUUGACCUCUCUUGAUGAUGAUGCCUCUGAUGUCAUCGUUCACCGACCUGACACGCCCUCCGUAUCAGCAAGCAUGCCCAGCGAUAAGUUUACCAAGCCCCCCAAGCUUCUGGGUCGUCUUAGGAGUGCCCAGGGGUCGAUCUUCGAUGUCAAUAUUCGCCUGGAAGACCGCAUGACAUCUUGGGGGCGAGGACCUCUCGCUUCAGUUCGCCAUGAAAACAAUCUCGACACUCGGAUCCCCGCCUAUGCCCUGGAAAUCACAUUCUUUGCCCCUGGUAUCAACGCCACAGUUGCCAAAGGCCAAGACUGGAUGUCAAUGCCAGGUCUCAAAACAAUCUUGUCCACCAAAACAAGCAAAUGUAUUUGGGUGAAUGGAACAGAACUCAGGCGUGCAUCAUCCACUACUGGAGGGGCGGAGGAGCUAAACUACGGCACGAUCUAUACGGGUGACGUUAUAACCGUCUACCGAGGCAAGAGGGAUUACUUGGACCUCAAGUGCGAGUUCUAUCAUGGUGAGAGCGCACGGUCUCGACCUACUGACGAACCCACAUUUACUGUACACCAAAUUCCCCUUAAGGGCAACCGGUUUCCGCUUCGGCCCACUCAAGUGAAGGAACCCGUGGCAUAG
Penicillium angulare is the source of this 3075-nucleotide messenger RNA. RefSeq lists its product as uncharacterized. Gene Ontology annotation, cellular component: cytoplasm. The record is from RefSeq and is a predicted model, not a curated record. Lineage: Eukaryota; Fungi; Ascomycota; Eurotiomycetes; Eurotiales; Aspergillaceae. Gene Ontology annotation, molecular function: protein binding; ATP binding; protein serine/threonine kinase activity. Gene Ontology annotation, biological process: autophagy; peptidyl-serine phosphorylation. The transcript is spliced from 3 exons. Bases 1 to 3075 code for a protein of 1024 amino acids.